Messenger RNA from Rhizophagus irregularis DAOM 181602=DAOM 197198, 1128 nucleotides. RefSeq lists its product as uncharacterized. The record is from RefSeq and is a predicted model, not a curated record. Lineage: Eukaryota; Fungi; Glomeromycota; Glomeromycetes; Glomerales; Glomeraceae.
AUGGAUGAAGCACUUACAAAACCAAGAAAUGUUACCCAUACUAUGUAUAAGUUAUAUAACUGGUUACAAAUGGGUAUGAUUGACUUGAAUCCUGAAUUUCAAAGAGACAUAGUAUGGACAGGAAUCAAGCAGUCACACUUGGUUGACUCGGUGCUUAAUAACUUCUAUGUCCCCCCCAUAAUCUUCUCUUGUAAAAAACUGGAUAGCAAAAGAUGGAUGCGCGUUUGUAUUGACGGUAAACAACGCCUUACCGCUAUCAGAAAAUUCAUGGAUAAUGAAAUCCCUCAUCUUAGCCCUUCUGAUGGUAAUAUAACUAAGCGAUAUUAUAGAAAUCUUAAUAAUAGACGUUCUUUGACAGAAGCGGAACGUGAAAUGUUUGACUGUUCUGAGCUUCUUUGUGUUGAGUAUUAUGAUCUUACUUUACACCAAGAACAAGAAAUCUUCAGUCGUGUACAACUGGGAGUUGCAUUAACUCCUGCUGAAAAACUUCAAGCCAUUAGCAGUCCAAUGGCUGAUUUCGCUCAUACAAUUUACAGUCAACAUUCCACUCUUUCUUCCAUAAUGGAUAAUAAACGCGCUCGGCCUUUUCAACUUAUUACUCAAUCUUUACACAUGAUUGAAACUGAACCGGAAAAAUUCAAUGCAACUCCUGCCACAAUUACUAAAUACUUGAAAGAAGAUCGCGAAGUUCCUGAAGGUCUUAAGGCAUUGGCUAAACAAAUUUAUACGACCAUAGAAGAGAUGAUCGAAGACGAUGCUGAAUUAUUUCAUCGUGAUCAUAGAUUGGCUCCAGUGGAAUUUGUAUUUUUAACUUACAUGAUCGCUAAAUUUCCCAAGUUACCGAUCUUCCAAUACCAAAAUCGUCUUUUAGCUAUGAAGAAACAUGUUCGUGCUAAACAUGAUGAUAUUAGAUUCAACAAUAAGGUCUUUGACACAUUGAAAAAGUUCGUGGAUAAUAUGGAAUAUGAAUUCGUUUCAAAUCACCAAACUAUUCCUUACGCUCCAUCAUCUCAUCACACAAAUCAUUCAAGCCACUCUAAUAACUCGGUAACUUAUCCAAAUAAUAUUUAUGAUACUGCAGCUCCUUCAUCUACUCAACGAAGAAAGAAAGCAAAGACCUCUAAUUAA